This is a messenger RNA of Penicillium subrubescens, 1812 nucleotides long. RefSeq names its product laccase abr2 (gene abr2). The transcript has 5 exons. Gene Ontology annotation, molecular function: oxidoreductase activity; copper ion binding. Lineage: Eukaryota; Fungi; Ascomycota; Eurotiomycetes; Eurotiales; Aspergillaceae. Bases 1 to 1812 code for a protein of 603 amino acids. The record is from RefSeq and is a predicted model, not a curated record.
AUGGCGCCAUUGAAGACGCUGCUGGCUUUAGCCACUCCGGCACUCCUGCCCCUGGCUUGGGCUAAACAGGUGCAAUUCGAGUUGAACCUGACGUGGCAAAAAGGAGCACCUAAUGGCAAUGUCCGUGAUAUGAUCUUUAUGAAUGAUCAAUUUCCUGGACCCGAGCUGCGAUUUGACCAGGGCGAUGAUGUUGAGGUCGUGGUCAACAAUAACAUGCCCUUCAACACCUCGAUCCAUUUCCACGGCAUCGAACAGCAUGGCACCCCAUGGUCGGAUGGUGUCCCAGGUUUGACGCAGAAGCCGAUUCAGCCGGGUCGCAGUUGGACAUAUCGCUGGAAGGCUACUCAAUAUGGAACCUACUGGUACCAUGCUCAUGCUCGAUCAGAAAUGAUGGAUGGCUUAUAUGGGCCAAUUUGGAUCAACCCGGCUCCUGAUGUCUUGGAUCCGUUCCAUCUGAUUUCAAACAAUCACGAUGAUAUUCAAGCUAUGCGAAAGGCGGAAAAAGACCCUCAGCUGGUCAUGUUGUCAGACUGGGACCACCUCACAGCCGCUGAGUAUCAGCAGGUGCAACAGGAUACUCGUGUCAAUAUCUUCUGCAUGGACAGUGUUCUUGUCAAUGGACGAGGUGCGGUAUAUUGCCCUGGAACUCAGAACAUCUCCGCGGUUGAACUUUCAUAUCUCAAGACUGCGAUUGACAACCAACCGCUGACCGACAAGGGCUGCCUACCCAACAUUUACGAAACCCAAGGAAACUUCCCACCCACAAACCCAGAGCGUAUUCCUGAGGGUCUUAACUCGGGCUGUGUUCCUACAACUGGCCUUCACGAGAUCAUUGAGGUUGAUCCUAAUAACCAAUGGGUUGCUCUCAAAUUCAUUAGCGCUGCUUCAAUGAAGGCGUUGAUGUUCUCCAUCGACGAACACCAGAUGUACAUCUACGAAGUCGAUGGAAGCUACAUCGAGCCACUCCCUGCUGAUAGUGUCACCAUUUUCAAUGGUGAGCGCUAUUCCGCAAUGGUCAAGCUUGAUAAGACGUGGAAGGACUACACCAUUCGAGUUCCCGACACACAGGGUGAUCAGGUUAUCUCCGGCUUUGCCACGAUGCGCUACAAGGGCUCAUCAAACACCGAGCCUUCAAAGCCUUCUGUCAACUACGGCGGGCAGAGUACCUCUGAUUCCGUUGUCCCUCUGAACCAGAGAGCCAUGAAGCCUUAUCCACCAGUUUCCAUUCCCCAACAUGCCGACCAGCUCGUGAACCUCACACUCGGCCGGUGGGGUUCUGCUUACACCUGGACCGCUGCUGGAAAUGCACUCUAUGACGUUAUGGCAAAUUGGGACGACCCAAUUCUCUACGACCUCAACGCUAAGAAUAAUCUGGCUGAACAGGUCACCAUCCAGACCAAGAAUGGGACAUGGGUCGACCUGCUUCUGCAGCUGGGAGAGAUGCCGGGCGCUCCCGCCAUUCAAGCUCCCCACGUUAUGCACAAGCACUCCAACAAAGCCUUCAUCCUGGGUGUAGGUCCCGGCUUUUUUAACUGGUCCAGUACUGAGGAGGCUUAUAACGAGCGCCCUGAUCUGUUCCAGUUGGACAAUCCUCAGAGGCGAGACACUUUUAUCACAAAUGGCCCCGCGGGCCCAACAUGGAUGAUGCUGCGGUACCAGGUGGUUAACCCGGGACCAUUCUUGUUCCACUGCCACAUUGAAACCCACUUAUCCAACGGCAUGGCUGUUGCUUUGCUGGAUGGUAUUGAUGUGUGGCCCCAGGUUCCUCAAGGGGAGGACCAAAGCCCAGAUGCAACACAGGCAGUCGGCUAA